AUGAAUGCAUCUCCUCCUCAGUAUGCAAUCACAUUUGCUUGGUUGCUAUGUGUAAUAUUAUUUAUGUUCAAGACGGGUUCGUGGAGCUUCAUGAUCCGUUGUAACCAGAAAGACAAGCAUGCUCUCUUAAACUUCAAGCAAGGAGUCACUGAUCCAUCAGGUAUGCUCUCAUCAUGGUCCACUACAAAAGAUUGUUGUGAAUGGAGGGGAGUGACUUGUGACAACGUCACAAGUAGAGUCACUGAACUCCGUCUCCCAUGUUCUACAGCUCUUCUUCCAACUUAUGUUGACAAAGUGGAUAAAUCACACUGCGUUACAGGUUCUAUUCAUUUAUCUUUUGUGGACUUCGAAUUUCUAAAUUACUUGGAUUUGAGCAAUAAUGAUUUCUUGGCUAUCCAAUUUGACUAUGUUAAUAGUCCAUAUGAUCAUAAUCGAUCUCUUGCUACCUCUCCUCGUCAAUCUGUGAACUCUUCAGUUCUUCGUUAUCUUGAUUUAUCAGAUAAUGAGAAUCUUGCCAUUGAUAAUCUUCUAUGGCUUUCCCGCCUUUCUUCCUUGGAAUAUCUCAACCUUGGUCGCAUUGAUCUGCACAAGGAAACUAAUUGGCUUCAAUUAGUGACUAUGCUUCCAUCACUUACAGAGUUGUACCUGAGUCAUUGUCAACUUAAAGACUUGAGUCCGUCUCUUCAAUAUGCUAAUUUUACUUCACUUCAAGGUCUUUAUCUUUACAAUAAUGAAUUUGACUCGGAGUUACCUAAAUGGUUAUUCAAUCUUUCUAGUGGCAUUUCUUAUAUUGAUUUUUUGGGUAAUUCUUUGAAAGGCCAGCUACCGAAGGCAUUGCCAAAUAUUCGACAUCUGAAAUCCUUGAAUUUGGCAGUCAAUAACUUCAAUGGACCAAUUCCAGAUUGGCUAGGACAACUUGAACAUUUGCAAGAGCUUGUUCUUACAGUGAACAAGUUUUCUGGAUCUAUUCCCACAAAUUUGGGAAAUCUGUCAUCCUUAGUGGUCUUGUAUUUCGGCAACAAUAAUUUGACCGGGGUUGUGUCUCCCAGAAAUUUUGUAAAACUAUCAAAGUUGAAGUAUUUGAGUAUAUGCGUAUCACCACCGUUAAUCUUUGAUUUUGAUCCCCAUUGGGUUCCUCCUUUUCAACUUGACGACAUAUGUUUAGCAUUUGGUGGUUCUAAACCUCCUGCAUGGCUAUACACACAAAGAUCCCUUGAUCUUCUAGCCAUUUUUCACUCAUCAUUUGAGGCUCAAGAUGAGUUUUGGAAUUUUGCAUCAAUGACGAAGGUCGAGCUAGAUUUAGAAGAUAAUUCAAUAGAUGGGGACAUUUCAAAUGCGGUGUUGAACACUACAUUCAUAGCUCUGUCAAACAAUAAUUUGAAAGGUGGUUUGCCUCGACUAUCAUCAAAUGUGGCCCUUAUUGAUUUAUCAAACAACCUAUUGUCAGGAACCAUCUCUCCCCUUUUGUGUGAUCCUAAGAUGCUGAAUGGGAAAAGCAAUUUGUUAUAUUUGGAUCUCUCUAACAAUCAUCUAUCUGGAGGGCUUACAAAUUGUUGGAAGAACUGGAAGUCAUUACUUCAUAUUAACUUGGGAAGCAAUAACUUAACAGGAGAGAUACCCCCAUCAAUGGGCUUAUUAUCUAAUCUUACUACGUUGCAUCUGCAUGAGAAUGAGCUCUAUGGUGAGAUAACUCCCAUGUUGCGGAAUUGCCCUCUUCUGGUCUUUAAUGUUCGUGAAAAUAACUUUUCAGGAAAUAUACCAAAUUGGAUACCACAGAGUGCAAAGGCUCUCCAAUUAAGGUCCAAUCAAUUCACAGAGAAUCUUGAGCUUUUUACCAAGGGUCAAGUAUCAGAAUACAAACAAACCCUGCACUUUAUGACCUUAGUUGAUCUUUCCGGCAAUGAUAUAUCUGGAACAAUACCUCCACAACUGUUUAGCCUCAUUGGAUUGCAUUCCUUGAACUUGUCCUUCAAUAAAUUGGAGGGAAGAAUACCAGAAGAGAUUGGCAACAUGAAAAACUUGGAGUCCCUUGAUUUAUCAACAAACCAACUUUUGGGUGAAAUUCCUCAGGGCAUGUCCAGUCUAUCCUUUCUCAGUUUCUUAAACCUGUCAUUCAACAAUCUCACGGGCAAAAUACCAUCAGGCACACAACUUCAGGGGUUUACUGAACUAAGCUACAUAGGAAAUCGUGAUCUUUGUGGACUUCCACUUCAAAAAAUCUGCUUGCAGGAUGGUCAAUCAAAAGACACAAAGCCAAUGGAUGAAGAUGAGGAUGAAUCUGAAUUUUUGUCAUGGUUUUACAUUGGCAUAGAAUGUGGAUUUGCCGUGGGCUUUUUGGGAUUCUGCUGUUGCAUUUUCUUAAAUAGGAAAUGGAGACACGCUUACUUCAAAUUCCUUUAUGGCUUAGAAGAUCGACUUUGUCGUGGUUGUCAUCGAGGUUAACUCCUUUCGGAUGAGAUUGAACAAGUUGCUUGCAU
Molecule: messenger RNA, 2477 nt
Organism: Abrus precatorius (Indian licorice)
Lineage: Eukaryota; Viridiplantae; Streptophyta; Magnoliopsida; Fabales; Fabaceae
Product: receptor-like protein EIX2
Exons: 2
Coding region: 1-2442 (813 amino acids)
Molecular function (GO): protein binding
Source: RefSeq, a predicted model, not a curated record